CACUCUAGCUAGCUCCACACUCUCUACUUUACUCUCUUCAGAACACUCCCAUUUCCCAAUCUUCCUAUCCCAUAUUCUCUUACCAUUCAUUUCCCUCUCACUUUCUCCCUCCACCCCAAUCACAACCACAACCACAACCACAAUGCAAACUCUCCUCUAUGGAGCAUUGCUCCUCCUCCUCCUCACAUUCUCCCCCACCACCACCAAUGCUCACAACAUCACCAAAAUCCUAGCCAAAUUCCCUGAAUUUUCCACCUUCAACCACUACCUCACCACCACCCACCUUGCCCCCGAGAUCAACACCCGUGAAACCAUCACCGUCCUCGCCGUCGAUAAUGGCGCCAUGAACGCUCUCCUCGCCAAACACCUCCCCAUUCCCUCCCUCAAAAAUGUACUGUCCCUCCAUGUCCUCCUUGAUUACUUUGGUGCCAAGAAACUCCACCAAAUCACCGACGGCACCGCCCUUGCCGCUACAAUGUACCAAGCUACCGGCUCCGCCCCUGGAACCUCCGGAUUCGUCAAUAUUACUGACUUAAAAGGCGGUAAAGUCGGCUUUGCAGCUACAAAAGACGCCGACGACGACGGCACUCUUAGCUUAGAUGCUAGCUUUGUUAAAUCAGUCAAAGAAAUUCCUUACAACAUUUCCAUCAUCCAAAUCAGUCAUGUUUUGUCAAACCCCGACGCCAUGGCCCCCUCCCCGGCACCGGAGGCAGAGAACAUUACCGACAUUAUGUCAGCUCACGGCUGUAAAGCCUUCGCCGACACACUCAAUUCAUUCCCCGAUACACUCGCCGUUUACACCACCAACGCUGAGGGCGGUUUGACCGUCUUCUGCCCCACCGACGACGCGUUCAAGAGCUUCCUCCCCAAGUUCAAAAACCUAACUAAAGACGAGAAGAACUCUCUGCUCCUCUUCCAUGGAGUUCCGAUCUACUAUUCCAUGGCGAUGCUCAAAUCAAGCAACGGAUUGAUGAACACUCUGGCCACCGACGGUAAGAAGAAGUUCGAUUUCACAGUCCAGAAUGAAGGUCAGACGGUCACAUUGAAGACUAAGAUUUUGACCACUAAAGUCACCGGAACCCUAUAUGACGAAGAGCCGGUCGCAAUUUACACCAUCGAUAAGGUGUUGAAGCCGAAGGAGAUCUUCAAGAAGGCAGAGAUUUCUCCAGCUCCGGCGCCGGCACCGGAGGCUGAAGCACCGAAGUCGUCGAAGAAGAAGAACCACCAUAAGUCUCCACCAGCACCUCCAACUGACGACUCAUCUGACUCACCGGCUGAUUCUCCGGCAGAUGGGCCAUCGGACGACUCAGACGCUGCGGAUGACUCGAGUUAUGGAGGAGAGAGAGUGAAGGGGUUGUCGAUGUUGAUUGUGUCGGUGGGUUUUUGGGUGAUGGUUUCUAUGUUGGUAUAGAAAGGAUGAAACGAGCCGUUGCGUUGAGGUAAAAGUAAAAUGCGGAAAUAAUUAAUUUGGGUUUGUUUUACAAAAAAAGAAAAUUAAAAAUUGAAUUAUGAAUUUAUUGUGUGCCCAAAUUAUUGUCCUGUAAUUUUUUGAUAAUUUCUUUUUUUUUUAGGUUUUUGUGUGCUCAAAUUAUUUAUGUUGUUUUUUGUGUGUGAUUUUUUAUUUAUUUUUGGGGGGUUAGGAAUUUGAUGUUGUUUCUUACUUUUGAUUGAUUGUAAUUUGUGUUUAAGAAAUUGGUAGACACACAUAAUUGAAGAUAAUUUAUGGUGAUAUGGGUUAAUUUAUUAACGUGUUUAUUUUCUA
Spinacia oleracea (spinach) is the source of this 1762-nucleotide messenger RNA. Its product is annotated as fasciclin-like arabinogalactan protein 1. Bases 143 to 1411 code for a protein of 422 amino acids. NCBI's taxonomy places the organism in Eukaryota, Viridiplantae, Streptophyta, Magnoliopsida, Caryophyllales, Amaranthaceae. The transcript has a single exon. The record is from RefSeq and is a predicted model, not a curated record. Gene Ontology annotation, cellular component: plasma membrane.